Macroventuria anomochaeta is the source of this 2337-nucleotide messenger RNA. RefSeq lists its product as uncharacterized. NCBI's taxonomy places the organism in Eukaryota, Fungi, Ascomycota, Dothideomycetes, Pleosporales, Didymellaceae. The record is from RefSeq and is a predicted model, not a curated record. Gene Ontology annotation, molecular function: histone deacetylase binding. The coding region runs from base 237 to 1871 and encodes 544 amino acids. Gene Ontology annotation, biological process: negative regulation of transcription by RNA polymerase II. Gene Ontology annotation, cellular component: Sin3-type complex. The transcript has 2 exons.
AACGACUUUACCACCAGACCUCAGCUUGUCCUAUGUUUUUCCCGCUGUAGCGACACAGAAGCCAAGCGCUAACAGCUUGCACCCGCUUUGAAUUGCUAUCUUCAGUCAUUCUACACACACCACACUACCUCGACCGGAGCAUUUGCGCCGAAGCCUGCGCUUGCUUGCACCAUCUGACGCAGCCUUCGAACACAAGCGCACUUCCGAGCCUUCAAGAGUGUCUCCCCACCGCCACCAUGGUACGCAAUGGCAGCCCUUCGCCGGCGGACAACUUCCCGCUCGGCCACUCUGCAACCUCUCCGCAGCCGCAGCCGUCCAAACGCGACAAGAGACGCAACAUGCUCGCCGAGAAGCUCUCUGAAAUGAUGGCGACCUUUUCAGACAACCGCGACAGCCACUACAGAGCUCAGCUUGCUGCGCUGCAAGCCGAUAUCAACCUCAUCAUGAAGGCUGAUCCCUACAAGAACGAACCGCUCGAGGAUAACGGAACGGAGGCCUCUGAGCUGAUAGCACAGAUCAUGGGCAAUAACAUUCCCACUGCGCCUAGCGCUGGUACCGACUACGUUGCGCAGUGCGGAAAGUACUACUCGCGCUUCGUCGACGCUGUCAAUGACGCUAUGGAGGAGCGCGACUUCAACCUUACAAUGCUUUACAAUAAGCACGAAAACACCAAGAAUGACAUUGAGAAUUCGCACCACUACAAAGUUAAGAUCGCCGAAGAGGAACACAAGGCCCUUGCAGAAACCGUUCGCGAACGCCUAAAGGUAAGCAUACAGCAGCGCGCAAACAGGCUGAGGCGUGAGAAGGAGCAGCUGGAUAUCUCGGACAGCAACGCCAUGCUCCUACACCCCAAUCAGUUCAGUAUCGGCCACCCCGCCAGCCCAGGUGGGCCGCAAGCACCGCGUAAGACACGAAGAACAGGACACAAGUUUGGCGGUGAGGUCGAGGAGGUCGCAGCAGCGGCAGAGAAGUUGCGCAAGCGCAAGCUGUUCGAUGAGAACGAAAUCGAUUCGCCGGGCCCCUCUGGCCGCAACGUCGAGAUGGGCAAUGCCUCGCCCUUCCGUGAAGCCAAGGCGCGCACCAUGCACACCCAAUUCGAAGCGUCUGCCUACUCGCUCGACCGUCUCUUCACUGAGAAGGAACUGAAUAUGGCCAUGACGAAUGCGACAAAUGCAGCCUCGCAUUUUUUCGCGAAGAUGAAGUCGAACGAGCCUACCAACGCCGAAGCCAUGACCAACGGCCACACCCACACAAACGGCGACCACGCCUCCGAAAAUGGCGACCUUCCAGACGCAGAUCAGGACUCAGACGAAGUCCCUGGCGCAACAGACAUGGCCCGCCAAGUCUCUUCGAACCCACAUGCUACACGCGGCGCAACCCGCUCCACGACGUCCAUCACAAACGGUCAAACACUGUUCAUAUACAACCCACCAUUCGUCCUCGACCAGAAGGUCUUCCAGAAAGUCAACGCCUCGGCGCCCACACCGCCGCCUCUGGCCCCGCAAGACGUAGACCAAGAUCUGAAGCUCAUGCUUAGAGAAGCACGGCCAGACGAUGAGCUCAACGAACGAUUACUGCAAGCCGCGUGUCAACCAGUCAAGAUGAGGGACUACCAAGUUCAGCCUCCAGGGUUCAUGGAGCCGGUCAAUGAGAUUACAUCCCACGUUCGCUCUGUUGUACCGCACCUCGAGGUGGGAGGGAUGGGUGGAGUGCCGAUGAGUGCGCAGAGUAGUAUCGCUGGGUAUAGUGACGCUGGAGGAAACACACCUCUGGGCAGGCCUGGAGAAGCAAUCACAGGGCAUGGCGGUGGUGUGCCGAUGACAAGGACGGCGAGCGGGAGAGGGCGUGGGAGGGGACGAGGGCAAGGCUAGGCGGAUUGCCUGAUUUCUCACUCCACGCGUCUCUCUUUUUUGUUGUAUACCCACUGGCGUUAGGACACUGCUUAGUACUUUGCGAUUCUUCCUGUCUCAUCAAGGCCUUGUGGUGUGCGCAUUUGCAUUGGUUUCAGGCGUUACACCGCACCUUCCUCUGCAUCGGGCUUGUGACGGGUGUGAUGGACGACCCUGGCUUAUCUAAGUAACGAGUAGUAGUUACUGAAAGUCUUGCAUCAUUCACCCGUGGUUCCUUGUAACAUUAUCUUCCUCUGGCAUAAAGCUUCAUAAUAUGUGUCGCGACGAUAAAGGAACGGAGACAUUCACUGAGCAUGAUUUGUAACGUGUAUAUUUUGUUGCGGUAUCGGUCGGUCUGUACAAGGUCUGACUGUACCCCUGACAGACUACCCUAGUCUAGUGUGUAACAGGUCACUGGCCUGAGGUCAGGUAUAUAGUUGUCAUCUCC